UAUCUCCAGAUGCCUCAACAGCUCUCUUGACGUCUCGCCGCUGUUCUGCCUAUAUCACUCCCCUAGGACCAAUCUGGCUUCAAGGCGAAGCGCUCCGGGUGCCUCGUGAACACACAGCCAUUCGUUUCGCAAUGAACACCCGCUCGCCACUUGACCGUUGGGUCCGUGAUGCAGUUGGCAACGCAACCAACCAUGGAAUGACGAUUCAAAUCGCCCGAGACGACGAAAUUGAGGAUGACUCUGUUGUUGCAAGUGAUGAAGAGUCCCAGGGCAACCUUGACUACCCGGAGCCAUACUCUGCGUGUGGAGGGGAGGAAGUGAGAGGCAACUCGCCUCCGCCCGCUUCACUACCGCCACGACUUGUCCCAAGAAGACAGACAGUACCGGCGGGGGCUGCUCGACGUGGGCUGAGUCCUCCUGGGCUCGAGAGAUGCCAGAUCUGCGGCAACUACGUGCAGCAAUACGACUACGGCACUCGCGCUACCGCAUCACGGCGUUCAAUCUGCAGAAACUGCAAAAGACUUCAUCCCAGCGUUGAUUCUUACGUUUCGGGGCCCAGCACGUCCCAGACGAGUAGCGGCUCCCGCGGCGGCGGCGACACUGUCCACACGAACGUAAACUACGCCUACAUGGGUUCCCAGUACGAAGACUCCGACACGUACGCGACGAGACUGGUGCCAACUGCCGGCGCCAUAAACGCAUACGGGCUGUCCAUAUCCGCCAGUGAAGGCGGCAUUUACACUACCGACAACGGGGCAAGCGCAGAUAGAGUCUACACCAGUCGCACUGGCGGCAUCAACAACCAGAACGUAUACGUUGCCACAGCUCACGGUUCGGCUUCAACUUCAAUGGAGGGAGGGAGAAGAUCGCGGCGAAGAAGCGACCGCCGAUAUUAUCCCUAAACGGGGGGCCGUGUUGCGCGCAAGUGUCGUCGAAGAGGAGCGUAUAGGGCACGCGCCGCCUCGAUGCAUACAAUGCCGGUGGAAGUCGACGACCUCUCUCGUUGAUGGGGCUCCCUGGUACAGACAGCCAGUGGUACGAGCCUGAGCAGUGUCUAUACAUUGGGUCAAGCCAUCGAGCAUAUUUGGAGAUGUGUCUCUCGAUGGACUAUGGGGUUUCAGCCUGGCUGUUCGAUUCACCAUUUAAUAACCCCCCUUAUGAAUCGAUUUGGAGGCAGGGGAUGUGUGAGGUUGUAUCAUAGUGACCGAGCUCCGCUGCCAGAUGCGCCGUCUGCUGUCUGUGUCGCGGACUCUUUCAGCAGCCUCGCCGGCUCAUGCUUCCACAGCCACGUCCUGUUUCAGGAUGCCCAGUCCUGGUGGAUCGACUUGGACGUUUGCCAAGUUGAUUGCGAGGAGCGGUGCCGUGAUCUGCUUCAGCAUCGGCCGAGGGUCACAGUCCACUGAAUAGAUAACCUGAUAUAGCAACUUGUUUGCAGCGCUUCGUCCAGCCACUUAUCGAG
Messenger RNA from Purpureocillium takamizusanense, 1459 nucleotides. RefSeq lists its product as uncharacterized. The record is from RefSeq and is a predicted model, not a curated record. The transcript has a single exon. The coding region runs from base 132 to 902 and encodes 256 amino acids. NCBI's taxonomy places the organism in Eukaryota, Fungi, Ascomycota, Sordariomycetes, Hypocreales, Ophiocordycipitaceae.